Molecule: messenger RNA, 7591 nt
Organism: Gasterosteus aculeatus aculeatus (three-spined stickleback)
Lineage: Eukaryota; Metazoa; Chordata; Actinopteri; Perciformes; Gasterosteidae
Source: RefSeq, a predicted model, not a curated record
GCCAGCACAUCCCCUUCAGUGUAAUGCAGCGAUGUGUGAGAGCACCGCUGCCACUGUUCUCUCCCUCCUCUUUCCCUCCGCGUCCACAGACACUUUCCUCCCCUUCUCUCGGAUUUCUCUUCCUCUCUUUAUCUGCGCUCAUGGUCCCUCUCCUCUGCCCUCCCCUGUCUUUGCCGUCUCCCACUCCUCUCCCUCCUUCUCUCCGGCUCUGUCCCGUAGGCUGAGGUGGGAUCUUUAUCACACAGCGGCGGCCACACCAGCAGCCCAGACCCUAUAGGCUGACUCUUGUGCCAACCUCUGUGGGAACAUCAGUGGGUGCAGGGUACUUGACAGAGCCGGUGCCAGGGAGUUAAUACCACUCAGUGCUACUGGAGGUGUGACACAGUCCCAGCCCUCUGCACACUGAUUCACACAGGAUUAAGCCACUGCAUGAUGCUUCAGGCGUAAGGUCUGGCACGGCUGAUUUACUGUCCCUGUCAGACUUAACAUCUUUGGAGGCCUCCUCUUGCCCUGCUCCCGUCUUCUGUGGAAGAACUCGUGAAAAAUAUCCUCCACUGCACCAAGCGGAUCGCCUAAAGGGAUGACUGGCAGUCAGCUCGCUCAGGAGUAAGAGAGGAAGCAAUGGGCUGGACUAUGACUCUAAAAGAUGACUUUGGGUUCAUUGCCUGGACGCGGAAAGCUGGGAGCUCCCUCAGCCUCUUCGUCCUCUUGUCUCUCUUUUCCAUCUCACUCCAGUCAGACAUUGUGUUUCCAAAGGACCAUCAUUUCUCUUGGAAAGCAGGCCAGUGGGGUCAGUGUGUUGGGGACGAGUGCGGUUCUGGUGGUCUUCAGACGAGGACCAUAUGGUGCGUCCACACGGAGGGCUGGACCACCCACCAUUCUCACUGCCAGCAUGUGGACAAGCCGGAGAGCCAGCGGCACUGCUUUAAGGUCUGCGACUGGCACCAGAACCUCUUUGUUUGGGACGUGUCAGAGUGGGGGGGCUGUGUUCUCGUCCCUUUCUUUUCCAACGAGCACAAGCUGAGGACUGCCGAGUGCAUCACAGCACAGCACGGCAUCCAGAGGCGACAAGUCCAUUGUGUGCGCACUUCAAACCGCACCACGGUCACCUUGAGGAUAUGCGAGUUCUUUUCCCAGAAACCGCCUGUGGAACAGGCGUGCCUCAUCCCCUGCCCCCAGGACUGUGUAGUGUCAGACUUCACCCCCUGGUCCAGUUGCAGCAGAACGUGUGGCGCCGGCCUGCAGCAUCGGACGCGCCACGUCCUGGCCACGCCGAUGUACGGAGGGGCGAUCUGCCCCAACUUGACUGAGACCAGGACGUGUUCCAGCCUCCUCGAGUGCCCCGCCGGGGUGGGGGAGCACCAGUACAGCCUUAAAGUAGGGGCAUGGAGCGAGUGCCGACUACCCCAUCAGAAGGACGCCCUGUUGAGUGGCAGGACCACGGUGGACUUCCUCACCGGCUCCAACGGGAGUAACGCAGUCACGUUGCACACGCAGGCAGCCCACCAGCACCGGCACCACCACAACCGACACGUGCACAGGUUCCCCGUGUCGUGGGACCUGGAGGUGGGAUACCAGACGCGACAAGUCCGCUGCACACGAAGUGACGGCAAGAAUGCAAUGUUGAGUCUAUGCACCAAGGACGACUCCCCGCUGACCUUUAAGGCGUGUGUGAUGCCCAAAGACUGUCAGACAUCUGAUUGGUCACCGUGGAGUCCGUGCUCAAAGACCUGCCGCUCCACCGAUCUCUCUCCUGGUUACCGCCUCAGGUCACGAAUCAUGACGCAGAUCACAGUUGGAGGGGGGCAGAGAUGUCCUGCCCUUGAGGAAAAAGAAGCUUGCAACAUCAUUGGAGAUUUGCUUCCAAACUGCCCCAGGUAUGUGUGGAGGACCACCGACUGGGACGACUGUCGCGUCCUUCCGUUACUGAGCCAGCAGGACCGGCGGCUGGCAAACAUCAGUAUUCUGUGUGGAACAGGGAUUCAGAGCAGGAAGACCUACUGUGUUCAAGUCCCUGAUCCCUCAGCACCACAUCACAGGAAGGAGGUGUCCAGGCCGGUGAAUGCUAUUCUGUGUACUGGGGAGGAGCCCCCCUCGGCAGUCCAGCCGUGCUCCAUCCUUUGCCCGCACAACUGCCUCCUCUCCCAGUGGUCACCCUGGGGUGGCUGCCUACAUGACAACUGCAAGGAACCGCAGGGGAAGAAAGGUUCCAGACAGAGGAGGAGAGAGUUGUUGUGGGAGUCCAGCGCUCCGCCGGAGACCUGCCCUCAUCUGGUGGAGUUCAUCCCCUGUGAGGAUCCCGCCUGCUACCUGUGGCAGGUCAAACAAGAAGGAAGAUGCAUUCCCACCAAAAACUCCUGUGGUCCCGGGAAGGCGGCCCUCAACGCCACCUGUGUCGGUGCUGAAGAUGUCAAUGUGCCGAUUGCCCACUGUGCACACGUCCGCCCCCCCACAGAAGCGGCGUGUGAGGUGGCCUGUCCUGCAGACUGCGUGGUUGCAUCCUGGUCCUCCUGGUCACCUUGCUCACACAGCUGCGCCACCAGGACAGCAGAGGGGCGACAGAGCCGCACUCGCACCGUGCUCGCCGUACCAGGCAAAGGAGGGAAAGAGUGUCCGGCAGCUCCAGCCCUGGAGGAGUGGAGAGUCUGUAAUGAGCACCCUUGUGCGGUGUUCUACUGGGACGCCUCAGCCUGGGGCCCCUGUAUAGAAGACGCGCCCACGGAUCCCAAUGGAACCAGCUCCUGGAACGGGACCUCUGCGUGUGCUAUGGGGGUUCAGAUCCGCACAGUGAGCUGCAUGAAGAUGAACGUUGGCGCUGUGACGAAUAAAAGGUGUUCGGAUUCUGCUCAUCCAGAAACCGUCCGACCCUGUCUGCUCCCCUGCAAGAAGGACUGCAUCGUGACACCCUUCAGCGAAUGGACGGCCUGCCCAUCCACCUGCGUGCCAGAAAACGCCACGGCCGCAUCGCAGUCUCGCUACAGAACCAUCAUUCAGAGGUCUGCUAAUGGAGGUCAGGAGUGCCCCGACACGCUGUACGAAGAGAGGGAGUGUGAAUCCCUUCCUGUGUGUCCGGUGUACAGAUGGAGGACACACAAGUGGCACAGCUGUAGCCCGGUUCCGGACUCGGUUCGACGUGGAUUAUCUGGACCGGGAGAAGAAGCCUGUGGAAACGGUUUAGAAACGAGAGGACUCAGUUGUGUCGGCGAAAGCGACGAGUCGGCCAAUAUGACAGAGUGCCUGCGCUGGGCCGGCCCCUUGCCCCCCCAGAUCAGAGAGUGCCGGGUGGCUUGCAAGGAUGACUGCGCGCUAACGGCCUGGUCCAAGUUUUCUGAGUGCGCCGGAUGCGGCGGCUCCCGCCGGCGCCAUCGUGCGCUCGCAGGUCGCAGUAAAAAGAAGGAGCAUUGCCUGAACAAGGAGCUCUACCCUCUGGAGGAGACGGAGACGUGUCCCUGUGUUGAGUUCUUGUCCCAGCCCUACGGGAACUGGUCUGCGUGCAUCCUCCACGGUCCCUCAGCUCCGGGGUUGCUGCAGGGCUGGACAAGCCACCGGGAGGUGAAGGAGUGUGGCCGAGGUCUGCGCUACAAAGCAGUGGCCUGCGUUAACCAGCGGGGACACCUGGUGAAGCCCACGCACUGCACGGACUCAGGCUACGUGGAGGAGGUUUGCCACGUCCCUUGCCCCCUGGACUGUAAGCUCAGUGACUGGUCAGCCUGGUCUGCCUGCAGUGCAUCCUGUGGCAGUGGGUUGAAGACCAGGUCCAAGUGGCUCAGGGAAAAGUCUUUCAAUGGAGGACGCCCAUGCCCCAAGUUGGAUUUGAAAAAUCAGGCUCAGGUGUACGAGGCUGCGCCAUGCUACAGUGAAUGCGGCCAAUACGAGUGGCGGAUCGAGCCCUGGUCCAUUUGUACCAUCAGCGCUGUGGACGACAUGCCAGCCUGCGGGGAGGGAGUCCAAAGCCGCAAGAUCAGGUGUGUGAAGCAGGGAACGAGUGGGGAGAACAGUACGUUGGAGGACUCUCUGUGUGAUCAGGACGAAAUGCCACCCAGAGCGCAGGUCUGCUUUGUGGCCUGCCCGCAGGACUGCGUCAUGGCACCCUGGGGACCGUGGAGCAACUGCCCCCCGCAAUGCCACAAUGGAACGGCGCGCAACAGGAGCCGGCGCGUCCUGCGCCUCCCCUCCUCCUCGGGGAGCGCCGCCUGCCCAGAGCGGGUCCAGUCGGAGGCGUGUGUCCUCAACAGCACCUGCUUCUCCUACCAGCACGGCGUCUCAGACUGGAGCACGUGCCGGCUCAGCGAAAGUGCCGCCUGUGGGCAGGGUUCACGGUCCCGCCUCGUGGACUGUGUUCGUAACGACGGAAAGAUAGUGGAUUUGCGGAAGUGCGAGCAGCUCGGUCUGCUCAACAAGUGGAAGCUGUCGGAGAGCUGCGUGGUUGACUGUCCUGUCAACUGCAUUCUCUCCGAAUGGUCGUCGUGGGCGGAAUGUUCGCAUACCUGUGGUAACCAAGGUCAGUCCGUGCGCAGCCGCAGGAUCCUGCACGAGGCUCACGAGGAGGGUCGGCCGUGUCCCCUUCAGCUCACCCAGACCAAGCCGUGUCCCAUAAGGCCUUGCUACACGUGGCUGCUCAGCGACUGGUCGCCGUGCACUGUGGAGGGUGCAGAGUGUGGCGAGGGGCUUCGGAGGAGGAGCCUUUCAUGCGUCGUGCACACGGGCAGCUGGCCCGAGUCUCCUCCUCAGCCAGUGGACAAGGAGCUUUGUGGAGACAAACUGCGGCAGCAGAUCCAGCAGGAGAUGGAGCAGCCGUGCUUCGUCCCGUGUCCAGGAGACUGCCAUUUGACCGUGUGGUCGUCUUGGAGCUCCUGCCAGUUGACCUGCGUGGAGGGCCGCAGUUUUGAGACCACCGGCCGUCAGGCUCGCUCCAGAGCUGUGAUCAUCCAGGUCAUGGAAAACCAGGGCAGCUGCCCGCAUCAGGUGUUUGAGACGCAGCCCUGCAAAGGGGGGAAAUGCCACAGUUACGAGUGGAGGACGGGGGGAUGGAGCAACAACGAGAGAUUGGUGUGGUGUCAGCGCUCAGAUGGUGUCAAUGUCACAGGGGGGUGUUUUCCGCAGAAAAGGCCGACCCCAGUCAGACACUGCCAUCCUCUGUGCAGCAAACCCUUCUCGCACUGCACGCCGAGCGGGGUGUGCGGGUGUGAGAAGGGUUACACCGAAGUUAUGACCACGCACGGCUUCCUGGACUACUGCACCAGAACCCCGGGGGUGGACAACAACAAGAAAGCUGAUGUGAAAACCAACUCUGGGAGAUUAAAGCCGGGGCCGUCUCAGGCCCGGGACCUCUUCAGCGAGUGGACCUUAAGACCUGUCGGCCCAGACGGACGGGUAAAGCUGUGGGUUUACGCCGUGACUGCCGUUGGAUUCAUCUUAAUACUCUUCGUUAUUGCAUUUUCAUUCCUGGUUUGCAAGCCCUUCCAAUCCACCAAGACGUCCCCCCCCACGCAGAAGCCCCUGACUCUGGCCUACGACGGUGACAACGACAUGUAACCGGGGGCGGCCGCGCUGGACCUCGGGCGGACACCUCGAAGACCUUCCGUUUGUUAGCAAGGACUUCUUUCACGUACAGCCGACGGUUGGGCCCGUUUGGUCCUGGUCGAUCGAGCGUGCAAACUUUGAUGCCGAGGGGGAUGCAGCGGACACAGAACGCCGGAAUGCAUUGGAUUUGCCAGUCAACUCCCCUCGGUGAAGAAGAGGAACCGAGGCCUAACGCGGUGCAAAUGGAAACGAAAGGCCUCGAGGCGAGAGUAAUGAAUGGACCUCGAGUUUCUUUUAGGCACCGUUAGCAAACCAACAGGUCACGAGGACUCCUCUAAAAGGUCAAAGUGGGUUUGUUCUGUGUCAAGAAUCGGAGGAACCGCCUGAUUAUUUUGUCUGGUAUUUGUGUCGUGAGGGAGACAAACCGUCUUGGGUUAGCAGUCACUCUUGAUGUUCAAAGACAAAAGAAUAGAACAUUUGGCAUUUUGACUUUGUCUCAUCAGUGCUGGAUCUUUGUGAGAAGAAAUGUCACACGCCUUUUGGCUGAACAGCCUUUUUUUGAAUUUCUGAGAAUAAAACAAAUGCUCUAUGCACUACGUUAGUGCUGAUUCACUUUGUUUUUUUUCCUUUCAAAUGACUUUUCUAGUGUUUCAACUGUAAUGCAAGUCGUUGCUGUCAGAUUUCGGUCGAUGAUGCCAUAUGUUGUCUUUAUGUGGAAUCCAAAAGCAGGUUGCCCUUGAUUUUAACGAUGCAACGAGUAAUUUCGUCUCCCUUAUUCUCAUCAAAUUUCACUGCUAUGGAAAAAAAAUUCCAAAUUUUUUGUCGAUGGCGGAGUGCUUUGAAGUCAAACGCGGUCGAGAAUGAACUGGUGUCUCGCGGCCAAACCGCUGUGUCAGCGCUAAAGAGUCUGGCUCCACACGUUACCAAUCCAACACGCGGGGAGGGAAGCAGGCAAUCACCACUGCCUCGGGUUGAAGCGCGGGAAACGGCGACGGCGCCCUCGCGGAGGCGAUAACGGAAGGCGAGGAGGAACAUACACAGACCUGUGAUGCAAAUUGUUCAAUACCAGCAUGAAAAAAAGAUCAUUACCUCAUGCACCCUGAUCACCAAAGCAGAUACAACAAUAGAGAUUACGAAUAGUCCACUAGAUCACACAAUGUAUUUUUAGAGUAAAUAGGCUUCACUUAUUUGAAAAGGAUGUCACACGUUAUUUUUUUUAUCACGAUUUGUUGCAUGCAAACACAAAAUCAGUAACUAGUAUUUGAAAGCUGCAUUUAUUUUGUUGACACUGCAAAGGACAGGGCUCAAAACAUGACAACACAGAGCAAAUACCAAAUAUUUGUGAGCACACAUUAGUUAAAUAGAUUAGAUCGCAUUUCUGUUUCUUACGCACAAAAGUAAAAACCUUUCUUCUAUUCGGUACCGAAAUUGUUUCAGAUUUCCACUUACAGUUUCAAGGAAUCCAUGUUGUCUAGAAAAGCUUCUUUGUCGACCACAACCGCACACAUUUAGUAUGAUUUAAACAUUACUCAUUACGUUAUUCAUAUGACCCGGUGGAGAAUUACGUUUUCUAUUCCUGCCUCCACAAACUGAACAUUUGGUCUCGUUAUCAACCUCCUUCUGAAUGUAUUUUACCCGUGACUCUAUAAUCUAUUUAGUUGCGCAAAUAUUGUUGCUACCUGUUGUAACAAUUGUAUUUACACAGCCGAUUGUAUCUAAGCAUGCUUGAUCCAUUUUGGCAGAAAGUGCUCCAAGAUUCUGAGUUAGUUUCUUUUUCAAAUAUUUGGCCAACAAAGGGGAAAUGCAGUACGGUAAAUGUUAAUUCAACGCAAAAUCUAAGUGUGAGAUCAUUUCCAGAUGACAGGUUCAACUCACAAACAAGUAACAUGUUCACAAUAAAACAAAAAAACAGCCAACUUCUGACCUGACUCUAUUGGGUUAUAUCCAAGAAGAUCCAAGGGUAUGUUCACUCAUCGUUUGCGGGACCAUGCUAUUUGUGUUACUAUUGUGUGUACUUGGGGAGCUGGAUGAAAAUGCAAAUAAAUUGUGGAACCUUGUGAAAAUGAAA